Molecule: messenger RNA, 2615 nt
Organism: Acipenser ruthenus (sterlet)
Lineage: Eukaryota; Metazoa; Chordata; Actinopteri; Acipenseriformes; Acipenseridae
Gene: gramd4a
Product: GRAM domain containing 4a
Exons: 20
Coding region: 340-2157 (605 amino acids)
Biological process (GO): negative regulation of toll-like receptor 9 signaling pathway; apoptotic process
Source: RefSeq, a predicted model, not a curated record
UGUGGUGUUAUGGAAUCAUCACGAACGGACGGCCCCUUUAAGAGUGUAGUCGCUGACACUGACGAAAUUUCCUGGUCAGGUCCUCCUGUUGUGUGCUUCACUGAAAAUCAACAAGAGAAAUUGAGGCAGCCUGUUUUAAUGUAUAUGUACAGCGGGGGCUGGCAUUGACACAAAAUAACCUGUAUCGAAAACUAAGACACCGAUUUUCAAGCGGCGAUUCAGUAAACGAAAGCAGAAAUAUAUUUCAUCAUUUUGUUCAUCUGGAGGUUUUAAAGAUAUUCAGUGGGUUCAGCAGGUGUAGAGAAAUACACCCCAGAAUCACAAGGAUCCUCAGUGUUAAUGAAACUUUGCUCUGAUUUCCGCGCUGGGGACACCAUUCAUCAUGUUAAGGUAAAGCAGAAGAGCUCUGUGUUGAACAUGCUAAAGCGGUUGGACAAAAUAAGGUUCAGAGGCCACAAGCGAGAUGAGUUCCUUGAUUUAGCUGAAUCUCCCAACACAUCAGACAAUGAAUGUAGUGAUGACAUCCCAGUGAAACCCCGUCCAUCAUUAAAAGAAGCUGAAGACUACAGAGACCCUGCUGGUCCAGGGAAUCUGGUGAUGGCAUCAGCAUUACAGGACUUCCAAAGAAUGGAAUCUGAUAGACUAAACGAGAUCAAAGGUCAUCUGGAAAUUGCCUUAUUGGAGAAACACUUUUUGCAGGAAGAAUUAAGAAAACUGCGAGAAGAAACAAAUGUUGAAACAUUAAAGCAGGAACUUGAUAAAGAGAGAAUAAAAAGAAUAGAACUGGAACAAAAAGUCAACGAACUUCUGAAAACAAGAGCAGAAGAAUCUGCAGUACAGCAGCCUACGAAAGUCAAUGGAACAGAGAAAAGGGUUGAAACAGUUUAUUCAAGAUUUCAGAAGUGGCUUUAUGAUAAGUUUGGGGUGUACAUUGAGGACUUCCGAUUUCAGCCAGAAGAAAACACUGUGGAGACAGAAGAACCACUAAGUGCUAAACGGUUGACAGAAAACAUGAGGAGAUUAAAGCGAGGUGCCAAACCUGUCACUAACUUUUUAAGGAACCUCUCAGCCUUAUCAAAUUGGCACUCUGUAUACACUUCAGCAAUUGCCUUCAUUAUUUACAUGAAUGCUGCGUGGCAUGGCUGGGCCAUCCCUAUGUUCCUCUUUUUAGCCAUUUUGAGGUUAUCCUUAAAUUACCUCAUUGCAAGGGGUUGGAGGAUACAAUGGAGUAUUGUGCCUGAAGUUUCAGAACCUGUGGAACCUCCAAAAGAAGACCUUACCGUAUCAGAAAAGUUUCAGCUUGUUCUUGAUGUUGCACAGAAAGCACAGAAUUUGUUUGGCAAGAUGGCGGAUGUGUUGGAAAAAAUUAAAAACUUAUUUAUGUGGGUCCAGCCUGAAAUAACACAGAAGUUAUAUAUAGGGCUCUGGGUUGCAUUUAUUGCAUCUAGUUUCCUUCCCUUCAAGCUGGUGGGCUUUCUCAUGGGAGUGUAUGCUGGAAUCAAGUUUUUCAUAAUCGAUUUCAUCUUCAAACGUUGCCCAAAGCUCCGAGACAAGUAUGAUACUCCUUACAUUGUGUGGACGAACCUGCCUACAGACCCGCAGCUCAAAGAAAGGACAAAUGCAACAGUAUCGAGACGGCUGUCAGGGCAUGAAAAGGUUCAACCAGUUACAUCAUCCCGAAGCAUCCUUGGGACAAAUAUCCCUUCAGUGAUCAAUAGGGAAGAUGAAGGCGGGCGAUCUCACAGCACCAAAAAAGGCAGUUUCCAUGAAAUCUUCAACUUAUCAGAGACUGAGCGCCCUCUAGCUGCCUGUGAAAAUGGAUGGCGUUGCUGCUUGAUAAAUAGAGACAGAAAGAUGCCAACUGACUACAUUCGUAAUGGAGUCCUUUAUGUAACAGAAAAUUAUUUAUGCUUUGAAAGCUCCAAGUCUGGAUCAUCCAAGAAAAAUAAAGUCAUAAAACUAACAGACAUAACAGAUAUUCAGAAGUACAAAGUGCUGUCUGUCCUGCCAGGAUCAGGCAUGGGCAUUUCAAUAGCAACACCGUCUACACAGAAGCCACUAGUGUUUGGUGCCAUGAUACACAGAGACGAGGCCUUUGAGAUGAUCUUCACUCAGUACAUGAAAAUAAUGUCUGCAGCUUCCAUCAGUGAAACCUAGCAGCAAGGAAAUUGUCGCCUCGUCUUUUUUGUUCUCGGUGGCGGGUGGGCCAGGGACUGCUUUACCUGCUUCGCAAUACUUUUUUCAUGUCAUGGGAAUUUGUAUUGUACAGUUUGUGUUUUUUGUAUUUGUCCGAUUUUUUUUUUUUUCACAUUUACUGUAAGCCUUGCACAGUAAGCACUUGUUGCAUUUGUUUCCAAGUGCUUUGAAAGUGUGCGAAAAUAGAAGUUGAGACUGACCUGGAGAAAGACAAAUCAAAGCCUUUUUCAAUUCCAUAAAUUCCAUGUAUAAAACAAACCUUACUCUAAACGGAAUGGACUGGAUAGUGCAAAUGCCUGCCAAUAUUUUACCUUUUAAAAUGAAUUAAUUUAGUUAAACAAAGGAUUUUAAAAAUAUGUGGUGAAAGGAGUAGUCUAUAAUAAACUGUGAGAUUAUCACCAGUUUUGACCUCCUAGAAA